Raphanus sativus (radish) is the source of this 2940-nucleotide messenger RNA. Its product is annotated as auxin response factor 5. Gene Ontology annotation, molecular function: DNA binding; protein binding. Gene Ontology annotation, cellular component: nucleus. The transcript has 12 exons. Bases 122 to 2728 code for a protein of 868 amino acids. Lineage: Eukaryota; Viridiplantae; Streptophyta; Magnoliopsida; Brassicales; Brassicaceae. The record is from RefSeq and is a predicted model, not a curated record. Gene Ontology annotation, biological process: regulation of DNA-templated transcription; response to hormone.
UCUAAGUAAUUUCUCUAAAAAAAAUAAUGAAGACUUUGUAAAGAAAAAUCAUCUGAGUCUCGCUUAAAGCCUACUGUUUGAGUGUGGGAGAGACAAAAACAAAACAUAAAGAAUUUUCUAUAUGAUGGCUGCUUCAUUGGCUUGUGUUGAGGACAAGAUGAAAACAAAUGGUUUGAUUAUUGGAGGAACAACACAAACUUCUCAAUCUACUCUGCUUGAAGAGAUGAAGCUGUUGAAGGAUCAGUCAGGAACGAGAAAGCCGGUAAUAAACUCGGAGCUAUGGCACGCUUGUGCAGGCCCUUUGGUUAGUCUCCCUCAAGUGGGGAGCUUAGUGUAUUACUUCCCACAAGGUCACAGCGAGCAGGUUGCUGUUUCAACCAGAAGAUCAGCAACAACCCAAGUUCCUAAUUACCCAAAUCUUCCAUCUCAGUUGAUGUGCCAAGUCCAUAAUGUUACCCUUCAUGCAGACAAAGACAGUGAUGAAAUCUAUGCUCAGAUGAGUCUACAACCUGUUCACUCUGAGAGAGAUGUGUUCCCUGUACCAGACUUUGGACUAUUAAGAGGAAGCAAGCACCCUUCUGAGUUUUUCUGCAAAACGCUUACUGCUAGUGAUACAAGUACACAUGGAGGUUUCUCCGUCCCACGUAGGGCUGCAGAGAAGCUAUUUCCACCGUUGGACUACACAGCACAGCCGCCUACUCAGGAGCUUGUAGUUCGAGAUCUGCACGAGAAUACUUGGACAUUUCGCCAUAUAUACCGCGGACAACCAAAGAGACAUCUCCUUACAACAGGAUGGAGUUUGUUUGUUGGGUCAAAGAGAUUGAGAGCUGGAGAUUCCGUUUUGUUCAUAAGAGAUGAGAAGUCACAACUGAUGGUUGGUGUGAGGCGAGCUAACCGCCAACAAACAGCUCUUCCAUCAUCAGUUCUCUCAGCAGACAGUAUGCACAUCGGUGUUCUUGCUGCUGCCGCUCAUGCAACUGCAAACCGCACUCCUUUCUUGAUAUUCUAUAAUCCAAGAGCAUGUCCAGCAGAGUUUGUGAUCCCUAUAGCUAAGUACCGCAAGGCUAUAUGUGGGUCUCAGCUCUCAGUUAGUAUGAGGUUUGGAAUGAUGUUUGAAACUGAGGAUUCCGGGAAACGUAGAUACAUGGGAACCAUUGUUGGGAUCAGUGAUUUGGAUCCAUUAAGAUGGCCUGGUUCUAAGUGGCGUAACCUUCAAGUUGAAUGGGAUGAGCCUGGAUGUAACGAUAAGCCUACUAGGGUCAGUCCAUGGGAUACUGAAACACCUGAGAGUCUCUUCAUUUUUCCUUCUCUGACCUCAGGACUUAAACGCCAGCUCCAUCCAUCUUACUUUGCUGGUGAAACCGAAUGGGGCAGCUUGAUCAAACGGCCUCUUAUCCGUGUUUCUGAUCCCACAAACGGGAUCCUGCCUUACGCAUCAUUCCCAAACAUGGCUUCAGAGCAGCUUAUGAGAAUGAUGAUGAGACCUCACAACAACCAAAACGCAACUACGUCUUUCAUGUCUGAGAUGCAACAGAAUGUUUUAAUGGGGCAUCCAGGUUUACUAGGAGAUAUGAAGCUGCAACAACCAAUGGUGCAGACGCAGCAAGAGAGCAAGCUAACAGUGAACCCAUCUGCUUCCAAUAUGAGUGGCCAAGAACAGAAUGCUCCUGCAAAAUCUGAAAACCCGACACUUUCUGGUUGCAGCUCUGGGAGACUCAGUCAUGGUAAUGAGCAGCAGACAAUGGAACAAGCUAGCCAGGUGCGAAUGGUCUCAGUGUGUAAUGAGGAGAAGGUUAACGAGCUGAUCCAGAGACCAGUGGCCUUGUCUCCUGUGCAAGCUGAUCCAUGUCCUGACAUACGUCAACAGAUAUACCCACCAACAAAUGGUUUCUCUUUCCUGGAAACUGAAGAGCUCACAUCACAAGUCUCUUCCUUCCAGUCUCUUGCCGGAUCAUACAAGCAACCAUUAAUGCUAUCUCCCCAGGAUUCCUCAGCUGUUGUGUUACCGGAUUCAACAAACUCAACGCUGUUUCAUGAUGUGUGGGACAAUCAGCUUAACGGUUUGAAGUUUGACCAGUUUAGUCCCUUGAUGCAGCAGGACCUUUAUGGUAAUAGCACAAACAGCAGCAACAUUCUAGAUCCUCCACUCUCAAACACAGUUCUUGAUGACUUCUGUGCCAUCAAAGAAACUGACUUCCAGACCCACCCUUCCGAUUGUUUGGUUGGAACCAACAACAAUAGCUUCACCCAAGAUGUCCAGUCACAGAUCACAUCUGCUAGCUUUGCAGAUAACUCUGGAGGAACUGGUACUUCUUCAAGCAACGUUGACUUUGAUGAUAGCAGUCUGCUGCAAAACAGCAAAGGCUCACGGCAGAAACUUGCAGCACCUCGUGUCAGAACCUACACUAAGGUUCAAAAGACCGGGUCAGUUGGGAGGUCAAUUGAUGUCACAAGCUUUAGAGACUACAAAGAGCUGAAAUCUGCAAUUGAGUGCAUGUUUGGACUUGAAGGAUUGCUCACACGUCCACAAAGCUCAGGAUGGAAGCUUGUAUAUGUUGACUAUGAGAGUGAUGUCCUGCUUGUAGGAGAUGAUCCAUGGGAAGAGUUUGUGGGAUGUGUGAAGUGCAUAAGGAUACUGUCGCCAACAGAGGUUCAGCAGAUGAGUGAAGAAGGAAUGAAGCUUUUGAACAGCGCAUGCAUAAACGAUCUCAAGACUUCUGUUUCAUAAAUGUUAGCAAUAUAAAUAAUUAUCUUGAACCGGUAGAGGAGAAUCCAUCUUGUUGUAAGCACUUGAGACCUGCAACUAUCUUAAUAUUAUGUAGUAGUAGAGUGAUGACUGAUGAAUCAGUAGUUAAGACAGUCUGAAACUAGAAUAUUUGUUGUCUUUAAGAUCAAAACUAGACAAGAAAUCAUGUACGGAUGCGUCUGUUAUCUGCACAA